UUUGUGCUCCCGCUUCGCUGCAGGAACAGUGACGGAAAUAACAUGGCGGGUAAUUCGAAACAACAGCAACUCUGUUUGCAUGUUUACAACUGCCUUCAGACUCUUGGCUGUCCCCUGGUUGAUGGUCUGUACCUGAGAGAUGCCGAAAGCAUGCAGCAGCUUCUGUGCACGUCUUCACUACACCGCUUGGAUAUCCUAAAAUGGAUUUGUGUCAGAAUUUGCCCAUCACUUAGAGACAAAUUUUCAGCAAUCAAAUCCUCACAGACAGAUGAAGUAGCAAAGGAAAUCACCCGAUUUGGGCACGAAAUUAUGUUGUGUAAAGCUGAUGACCUGGACUUAAUUAAGGGCUUAGCCACUCCAUUACAGCAGCUUUUAUUUUUGGACCAGCUUUUAACGAUGGCCCAAGACAGCAAUGAACAGAAUUCCUCUAAAGAUGAAAACAUGAGAAAUGAAGAUCUCUUCCGAGAGCUGAUGUCUCCUGAUCAUCUAUCUGACCUGAUCCAUCUGAUGAAUCCUGUUUGUAACCCCUGGUCUGCCCACAUCCAGGAAUAUUUACGGAACAUACAAGCAACUCGGUCAAAGGGAAGCCGCACCAAAGCCAAUGAGUCCAAUAACAGGAGUCAUUAUCAUCAUCCAGAUGUUGGUAAACUUAGUGAGGAUGACUUAGCUGAAGCUACAGCCCUAUUACAGUCCACUAAGACUGCUUUAGAGGACCUACGUAAAGAGUGUGAGUUUCUGCAGUCAGAUCCUGUAAGCCCUGGAGCCGUGCUUUCACCCUGCGCCCUAAAAGUAGCCAUAUCGGACAUGGCUCAGCUCAUGACUGCUUUUAGCCAGGUCUACAACACAGACUUUAGGGGCUACUGCCAGAGAGCUCCCCCUGUUCUUAAUCCAAGUGCAGGAGUCUUCCAGUCUGUACAUCAGCUGCUGCAUAGCUGCAACAUGGAGCUGGAGUCUUUGCAGCAGUUAUCAGAAACCUCAUCUUUUCUGACUGAGACUGUGAAACAGUUACAGACAGACAAACGGUUUUGGGCCAAGGGAGAGAAGCACACAUUGUCUAAUCAACUGGAGGUACUGAAGAAUAAAUAUACAGCUUUUUUGUCCCACUACCAAUAAUACAUUUUCUACCCUUCAUUCUAUUGUUCAAUUCGUUGUUUCACUAUGUAAAUACUUUUGUGCCAACGCUUUGUUUUUACAAAACAUUAAUAAAAAAUUGUUGUGUUCUUUAAUUUUAUUAUAAAGGAAAAUGUAAUAAAGGUAUUUGGUGAUGCUUA
Messenger RNA from Trichomycterus rosablanca, 1271 nucleotides. RefSeq names its product HAUS augmin-like complex, subunit 7 (gene haus7). Gene Ontology annotation, biological process: spindle assembly; centrosome cycle. Lineage: Eukaryota; Metazoa; Chordata; Actinopteri; Siluriformes; Trichomycteridae. Gene Ontology annotation, molecular function: microtubule minus-end binding. Gene Ontology annotation, cellular component: HAUS complex. The transcript has 10 exons. The record is from RefSeq and is a predicted model, not a curated record. The coding region runs from base 43 to 1113 and encodes 356 amino acids.